Zingiber officinale is the source of this 758-nucleotide messenger RNA. Its product is annotated as disease resistance protein Pik-1-like. The record is from RefSeq and is a predicted model, not a curated record. Lineage: Eukaryota; Viridiplantae; Streptophyta; Magnoliopsida; Zingiberales; Zingiberaceae. The transcript has 3 exons. Bases 209 to 568 code for a protein of 119 amino acids.
GAAUGAACACCGCGUUUUAGUUCAAACCUCGCCUGCCACGGAACAGGCCAUUGCCAUUUGCUACUUGCUAGCUAGCGACUCCUUUGUUUUGUGUAUAAAAGAGCGAGUAGUUGCGAGCCUUUGGAUCAUCAGUUACACACAAGUCCCAAUCCACUCCAAUUCCUCGCCUCAAUUCAAGAAGUUAAAGAGCAGUUUCUUAUAUCUCAGGAUGGUUCAGCAAAAGAUGGUGAUGAAGCUGACGAUGGAAGACCCCAAGAAGAAGGCGAAGGCUCUCAAAACUGCUGUCGGCGUGCACGGCGUCAUAUCGGUGGCGCUGGAAGAUGAUAAGAUUGUCGUCGUGGGAGAUGUUGACUCGGUGGAUCUAACAAGGAUUCUGAGGAAGAAGAUGGGGCACGUGGACCUCGUCAGCGUGGCUGAAAACAAGAAGGAAGAGAAGAAAGAAGAGAAGAAGGGAGCGGAACCAGUAGCUGUAACUUGGCCCAACUAUGGCCCUUUCAUGCAACAAUAUCCUAUUAUGAUUCAGGAGGAUCCGUAUUAUCGAGAACCAACUGGUUGCAUAAUAAUGUAGAAGAAGAGAUGAUCUUGCAGCAGAGAGAGUGAUGAAACUAUACCAUACAGUUUGUAGUUGAAGUGGCAUCAUCAUUUGUAAGAAAUCUAUAUAUAAGUUUCUGAUGCAGAGAAUGUUUUUUUCUAAAUUGCGAUUGGCAAAUCAUUUAGCCGGAUAAUAAUCAUAAUAUUUUUUUUUCUCUCUCUCUCAA